AUGGUCGACAGGAUUAGCCUGUUGCCAGAUGAAGUCCUCUGUCACAUUCUGUCCUUUCUCCCAACCAAAAAAGCAGUUGCAACAAGUGUUCUUUCAAAGAAGUGGAGACCCCUGUGGAUCUUAGUCCCUACUCUUGACUAUGACGAUGAAAUCUAUCUUGUCAGAGAUAAACCCUUUUAUUAUUUUGAAAAGUUGGUAUAUGAAACCAUUCGUGCCAGAGAUGCCGAACAACCGAUCAGAAGGUUCCGCCUCAAAUAUGACAGUUCUCACAGUGACCGUUCAGAUGCUGAUGUCAAUGCAUGGUUAAAGGUCGUGAUACCACGUCGUAUUGAGAACCUGGACAUUAACCUGCACCCUAAAGAUCAUAUGAUUAGUUUGAAUUGCUGCAUUUUCAGCUGUACAACUCUUGUUGUUCUCAAGUUGAAAGGGAUAUCUCUCAACGCUUCUUCUUCUUCUGUUGAGCUCCCCUCUCUCAAAUCCCUACAUUUGGAACAAGUUAAGUUCACACGCUAUCAAAAUCUUACUGAGCUCUUUCACGGAUGCCCAAUUCUGCAGGAUCUAAAAGCACAUGAUAUAGAUUAUGAUCAGCAAGACACUUUUUGUGUGGAAGAGAUUAAAAGCUUACCCAAGUUGCUCACGGCAGAUUUACAUUAUCAAUGGUUCGAUAUUUAUAUUCCUUUGAAAGCAGUAUGCAAUGUGGAGUAUUUGAGCAUCACAAAGUUCCCAAAGGUUGAGGUGGUUCCUGAAUUUCCUAAUUUAAUGCAUAUGAACCUCCAUCUCCUGAGCUGGGAUUCGGUGUAUAAGAUGCUCAAAAAUAGCCCAAAACUUCAGGUUUUUGAAGUUGUUUCAAACGGAGGUAGUUUUGUGCCUGACCCUCAUAUUGUUCCGGAAUGUCUUACUUCACAGUUCAGAAAGUGCUCUGUUGAGUAUUAUAAUGGUACACCAAGUGAACUGCGAUUUGCAAAAUAUAUUAUGGAGAAUUCAACUACUUUACAGACCAUGAUGAUUUGCAGCAUGCCUAUCUUAGCUUCAGAGUUAAAAGAUGAACUUUUUACAGAAUUAGCUUCAUGCCAAAGGAGAUCUGCAUUGUGUGAACUUUCAUUUAAAUGA
Molecule: messenger RNA, 1110 nt
Organism: Lotus japonicus
Lineage: Eukaryota; Viridiplantae; Streptophyta; Magnoliopsida; Fabales; Fabaceae
Product: F-box/FBD/LRR-repeat protein At5g56420-like
Exons: 2
Coding region: 1-1110 (369 amino acids)
Molecular function (GO): protein binding
Source: RefSeq, a predicted model, not a curated record